UCCUCAUUCGUUUUCAGUUUGUCGCUGCGCUAUUCUUUGGUUGUGUUAACUUUUGAUGAAACAAGUAUUAAACCGAACCUAGUUCCGUAUUAAUAGUUAAUUUAUUUUUUAAGUUUUUGUUUUGUUACUAGUAUUUUAGGGGGAAAACGACACUUCUCAAUAUAAUUAAUAUAGGACAGGAUAGAUAUCUCGCGACACAAUGAUAAAUAGUGGUAUAUAAAUAAUAACCAAAAAGGUACUGUUAUUAUAACAGUACCUAUUUUCUAACUAAUUUGUGGCAGCUAUACUCAAAGUUAGCGAACUGUUCGUCAAUUUCUACCAAUAAUUGAUCAGGUUGAGGUCGAGUGAAGCCGAUUCAAGAUGGCGGAAGCGCACUCAGCGGUCGCGUUCUCUUUCGCAAUUACCCACGACGGAUGGGAUGUCAACUUUGAUCGGGAGGUGCUCUAUUUGGUGUGGGAGUCUGGCCUCAGGUCCUGGAAGAAACGAUUGGCACGAUUCAGGAACAGUGUAAGCAAUGGCGUGUACCCGGGCCAUCUUCAAUCCCUCUACGUCUUAUGGGCGUUGCUUGUGGCAACACAUUUUGGCGGUUUUAAUAUACCUUUUGGACUAGUACAAAAAGCAUUGACCGUUUUGCCCGGGACAUCUACGAUGUGGCAAGUCAUAGCUUGCUUAUUGGCAGCUCUCACAAUGUGGUUAUCAGUAAUAUUCCUGAUGCGAUAUCUGCUUAAAGUUUUACUCAUGUACAAGGGCUGGAUGUAUGAAUCUCGAGCUCCCGGUGCAAGGAUCUCGUUUAAAACAAUGCUAUGGGUUAGUGUGGUCAAAGUUCUGUCAGGCUGGAAUAAACCUAGGCUGUAUAGCUUCCAGGGAUCCCUGCCGAGACUUCCUUUGCCAUCCGUUAAAGAUACUAUGACAAGGUACCUUAAUAGUGUGCGUCCGUUAUUAGAUGAUGAAAAUUACCAACGAGUUCAGAGACUUUCUAAAGAAUUCGAAGAGACAAUAGCAGUUAAAUUACAGAGAUACCUUGUUUUAAAAUCAUGGUGGUCAAGUAACUAUGUUUCUGAUUGGUGGGAGGAAUAUGUGUAUUUACGUGGUCGUUCCCCUUUGAUGGUUAACUCCAACUUCUAUGGAACGGAUGCUAUAUUACUCAGACCAACAACAAACCAGGCAGCGAGAGCCGGAGCUAUAAUACACUUCUGCCUGCAGUUCAGAAGAUUGAUAGAAAGACAGGAAUUGGAACCGAUAAUGCUUCAAAAUAUGGUACCGUUGUGCUCUUGGCAGUAUGAACGUUUAUUCAAUACGGUGCGCGUUCCCGGAGUAGAGACGGACAAGUUGGUCCACUAUCAGGACUCCACUCACGUCACGGUGUACCACAAGGGACGUUAUUUCAAACUCAUGGUCUACUCAAGAGGACGACUACUCACACCUGUGGAAAUACAACGUCAAAUCGAACUAGUCCUCAAUGAUAAAUCGGAGCCUAUGAUAGGAGAAGAGCGGGUUGCAGCAUUAACUGCCGGGGAGAGGUCGCACUGGGCACAUAUACGACAAACAUGGUUCAAUAGAGGACACAACCGCACUUCACUACACUGUAUUGAAAGGGCCGCAUUUAAUGUAUGCCUUGAUGAUAAAGCGUAUGGAUACGAUGAGAAGGAUCCUAGCAAGUUGGAUGAAUAUUGCCGCAUACUAUUGCACGGCCAGGGACAUGAUCGUUGGUUCGACAAGUCUUUUAACCUCUGCUUCAGCAAGAAUGGCUUUGUUGGAUUCAAUGCUGAACACACUUGGGCGGAUGCACCCGUAAUGGGUCACCUCUGGGAAUAUGUUAUUUGGUCGGAAUUACAGAAUGGUUAUACGGCGGAUGGUAACACACAUGGUAUUAUAGAAACAGCUCCGCCGCCACCAAUCAGAUUGCAAUGGGACUUAAACAAAGAAGAAUUGAUGAAAGGAAUCGACAUAUCUUACAACAUUGCCCAGAAUUUACUCAAUGAUGUCGACUUACGUAUAUUAACUUACACCCAAUACGGAAAAGGUUUCAUGAAGAGUUGUCGCGUGUCUCCGGACGCGUUCAUACAAUUACUAUUGCAGCUCUCAUACUAUAGGGAUGCGGGUCGUUUCUGUCUCACAUAUGAAGCAUCAAUGACACGCUUGUUCCGCGAAGGACGGACAGAGACGGUGCGAUCCUGUACCGUUGAGAGCACCGCCUGGGUCCGAGCUAUGGAAGACCCUAAUGCAACCGUUGAAGAACGUAUGCAGUUGUUUGUGAAGGCGAGCAAACGUCAUCAACUGGGUUACCAAGAUGCAAUGGCUGGUAGAGGCAUUGACCGUCACCUUUUCUGCCUUUACGUCGUCUCCAAAUACUUGGAACUAGAAUCGCCUUUCCUUCAAGAGGUCUUCAAUGAACCGUGGCGAUUGUCCACCAGUCAAACGCCACACGGUCAAACGAGCAUGUUGGAUAUGAAGAAGUAUCCGAAAUGUGUGAGCGCCGGCGGGGGCUUUGGUCCUGUUGCGGAUGACGGCUACGGCGUUUCAUACAUCAUUGUUGGUGAAGAUACUAUCUUCUUCCACGUGUCCAGCAAGAAAAGUUGCCCAAUCACGAGCUCAAGCAACUUUGUGAAACAAGUAGAAAGAUCGCUAAAAGAUAUAAAGGAGCUGUUCACCGAUUUUAAGAAACUUAAGCAUCACGAAUAGUAUCACAAAUAGUGAAUCUCCAUUGUUAUAAUACAUGUUUAACGACAAUAUUGCUAUCCUUGUUACUCACUCUAACAAAUGUUCGUAAACAUGUUAAUACAAUUGAUAUUCACGGAAACGUCGCAUACGCUUUAGCAUAGAUAAUGCAAUUUUUUUCUUGUUGUUGUAAUUUUUAGUUUAUGAAACUUUUUUUAGAAUCUAAGCUUUGAAUUCGAUCACUAAUUAUAUCCAUCUAUUAUUUUUUUUACACUAUGUAGUAUAUAGCUAUCCUAUUAACAAUU
Papilio polytes (common Mormon) is the source of this 2963-nucleotide messenger RNA. RefSeq names its product carnitine O-palmitoyltransferase 1, liver isoform (gene whd). Gene Ontology annotation, cellular component: mitochondrion. Gene Ontology annotation, molecular function: carnitine O-palmitoyltransferase activity. Bases 361 to 2682 code for a protein of 773 amino acids. The record is from RefSeq and is a predicted model, not a curated record. Gene Ontology annotation, biological process: fatty acid metabolic process; carnitine metabolic process. The transcript is spliced from 17 exons. Lineage: Eukaryota; Metazoa; Arthropoda; Insecta; Lepidoptera; Papilionidae.